UUUGACGUUUGACGCCGGCUGUGUUGUUGUUGUGUUCUGUCUUCCUGUUCGUGCCAGGGUGCUCUGUCACUCGUUUGUUACGUUAGCUUAUACACUGAACGUUUUGACAGGACACAUUUCCAGAAAGCCACAAUGAUCUGGAACCCUUUGGACGUCUUUUGGAUAAUCGUCGCGACGACAAUCACUGUCGUGAGCUCACUCUACGUAUGGAAAAAGGAGAGCGUCCCAGAACUUCUGACUGCAGCGAUGCUGUAUGGAAAAAUGGCCAAGACGGAAAAGAAAUCGUUACGAUUGAAGGACAUAUCGAUUCCGAAACGGUGGUUCGCUCACUUUUACCAGUUUGGCGUCGUCAUCUUCGCAUUUUGCACAUUCGUCAUGUUGCAAAUGUUCGUGUUUAAGCAACAACCGCCUUCGAUCGUACGCCACGUUCUCGACAUAGCGGUACCCAACCGGAGUGUUGUUUCAGUUUCCGCAUCGACUAUUUUAAUUGUUCAAAUUUUGGAGUCUCUGCAAGUGUUCAGGAGAUGCUACGAAUGCAUGUUCGUUUCGGUCUACUCGGAUGCACAAAUGCACAUCUGGCAUUACUUGAUGGGGUACCUGUUCUACUUCGGAGUACAAUUGAGCAUCCUCUCCAACGCUCCGGGAUUCGCCAGUUCAAGUGCUACCAUUCCCUCACUUUCAUUGUACGACCUGUCUUGGAACCAUGUGGUGGGAACAGUUCUGUUCUUGUGGGCAUACAAGGUGCAGUUUGACAGCCACCUGCGGAUGGCAUCGUUGAGGAAAGAUAGUACAGGCAAAGUAAUCACCACCAGCCACAAGAUACCUCACGGAGGAUGGUUCGAGCUGGUCUCCUGCCCCCACUACUUUGCCGAGAUCAUGGUGUACAGUGCACUCACCCUGAUACUGUGGAGAGCUAAUUUAACGUGGUGGCUCAUGAUGUACUGGACCUGGAGCAACCAAAUUGCUGUCUCUUUCCUCAGUCAUUAUUGGUACAGGGAAAACUUCCGCGAAUAUCCAAAGCACAGGAAAGCUGUGUUUCCAUUUGUUCUCUAACUGCGUGGCACACUGGAGUCCUUGUAAAGGAAGCUGCAAAGGAGCAGUCUCACUUUCUUUUUUUUUUUUUUUUUCAUUCACAACUUCGAGUGCUCAGGUGAACAGCUGCGAAAUAAUUGACCAUAUUGGUCAGGAGCCAGGAGAACAUUCACUUGUCCUUGUAUUGUUCUUGUCAUGCUCAAGGAACUCUUUAUCUGAGGUCUACUUCAUCGAGGCUACGCCCGCAGCCCACAGGGUGGGAUGUGUUCCGUUAUGUUUCGUUAAAUCGCUAAGCCUUUUUCCACAGCAAGUACAGCACGAGUACAAACAUGACCCAGCUGGGAACUUCACCUCGCCUCCUCUCUCUGUUGCCAGCCCAACACACUACACACAGUAUCGGGUGCCGUUACAUCCCCAUCUACUGAAUUACAGAUCCAAUGGUCUUCUAGGUUUGUAACGCCUUCCAUUAUCGAGACCUGCCUGCAGGGGCAGUCGGAGAGGUGGAUCCUCCAUUUUGGGUUUGAUCCGCAUUAUGUGUCCACUUGCGGAUCUUCACGUGUGCACUCUGGGCUGUCUGGAUGGUAGGAAGGGUAACCUGUAGAAUUAGACAUCUGGCGUGGUACGAGAUGUUUCCUGUUUCUGCAUACCCGUUGUGGGGUUUCCAUUGUGCUAUACGAGCAUGGUGCCGUCGUACAUCCUGUGCCUUGCUCGUUCGUGUCACGAUUCCAUACGGUUGUGUUAGUGUGGUUGUGUAGUGUUGUGUUGUGCAGUGGUUGUAGAGUGCUUGCACCGUGACACUUGUCAUAGUUCUACAUCUACCUCUCCUUGUACUGCUUGUCUCCGCCCUCCACCCUCGCGUUUAAUGUACUUGAUGAUGAGUGCUUUUCAGGAAGCACGGGUAACGUCCCGUACGCAGCUGCGCUGCGCUGAGCCCCGGAUGUCCCGGGGAAUUGCGAUAGUUGAGCAAUGCAAUGUAGGGAUCAGCAUUCUUCGUAAGGAGCUCUUUGACUGUCCUGACCAACUACUCUCCUCUCUUUUGACUGUGACUCUUCUGUCUUCUGUGACUCUUUGGACUGAGGAGAAUGAGGACUAGAUGUUGUAUGCCAAAAGUUGUGUUGUUCAGAGAAAUGUUGGAACUGCACUGACGAAAACUGAAGUCCAUAAUUGGUGAUCUCCUCCAGUGGAAUGCCAUGCCGUGAGAAGGCACUCUUGAGCUUUUCAGUCACACACUGGGAUGUUUUACCUGUAAGGCCAAAAACCCCGGGGUACCUCGACAGGAAAUCCACCACAUACAGUAUGUUCCUGCACUGGAAAGUGCCUCAACACACUGCCAUGGAAACUGCGGCAUUUCAUGCGGAAAUAGCGGUUCAGUACGACUGACUUUGGCGCAUUCCUCACAAUGUUCAGCAGUCUCUUGAUUUGCCUUCACAUCCCUGACCACUGAGCUGAUUCCUUAGUAUGUGCCCGGCACUUUGUGAUGCCCAGAUGUCCCCAAUGGAUGAGAUGCAGCGCAUGUGCCCCCAAGUCUUUUGGGAUGAAAAGACAAGAACCUUUUAGUAUGAAGCCAUCUGUGAGCAAACCCUGAUGUGUUCAUUAUGCUGACAAAUAUAAGGCAAAUAUAAUACAUCCUUCUUGUUAGGCGUGAACAGCAUGGCCCGAAAAGCAUCUGAAUUCUUUCCAAACCAAAUUCGGGACCGAAAUUUUUUCGGAGAACAUAAUUCCGGGCCACAUUCGGCCCGAUCUGGCCAAGCCAGAUUUCUUCUCCAAAAUGGGAAGUGGCGCCAACCAAAAGAGUAGAAGUAUCCAAUGGCUAUUCAGCCGGAAGGAGAACCAUAGCAACGAUGACAUAGCAAUCGGGUUGACUGUUCCCGUGUGUGCGACUUCUACCCCUAUGAAUACAGGGAUUAUCUCAUUGAGCUGAAUGGUUGAAAGGCGAUGUUUCCCAAGGCAAGAGGUCUUCAGCCGAAAUUUGGGGUGCAUUUCGGUAGCAAGCGGUGAUGCACAGAAAAAAGUUUGGUCCCAAUUUCGGUUCGGACAGUUUUUCGUGCCAUGCGGUUCAGCCUUUAGGCUACCUAUGCUGUUGAGAAGUAGCUGACUUUCCUGGUCAGCCUCGAUAGAUCCAUACUGAAGUACCACAAGACCAGAGCCGUAUAUUAAAAGUGAGUCUGGCCAUUGGGAGGAGUCAGAAAAAGAGGAUCGACCUGCCAAUCGCAGUUUCGCGCCUCUGAGUGGUUUGCUUUUUACUAAUGGGGUCACCUUGUCACCUUACUGCUACCCAAAAUGGCGACGAAAACAAAUACAGUGAGGCGGGGAUUUCGUGACAAAAAAUUUUCGCAAACUACCCUGGCUUUACGCUGCAAAUGUACAUCCUCAUAUAUGUUUCUCGGAAAUCGGCUUCAACUAAUGGUCCUCUAUCGGUAUCUAACCGAAAAUAAUACGUUUUGUCGCCGCUGUUAGGCCUAAUGGUCACGGCAAUCGCAGCGAAAUCGUAACAAAAAUGGCGGUUUGCUGUACAAUCUCAUGUUCAACUACUGUAUUCUAUGAAUAUAAAAUUCUUGCCUUUUAUAUUCCAACUAUUCAUGUAGAUUUCGUUUAAAAGUCUUACAGAUGACAGAAUGUGUCCUAGCAGAUGGUUCUGCAGGCAGUGGUACGACGACGGAAGCAGACGAUAGAUAAUUUAGAUCAAAUUUGCACCAGAAAUCCACUAGUUUUGCAGAUUGCAAGAGCUAUCCAUUCCAAUCACAUCUAUUCCACUUGCCACCAAGUACGGUGCUGCAAUUUUGGGAUAGGGGGACAACUAGUGAGGAUAGGUUGAUUGAUAGUGCCCCAUAUUGCAAGACUCCAUCGGUCAGAAAGCUGAAAAAGUGGGUAGAGCUUCAGGUAUAGGCAUGGCCCAUUAAUGGCCAGACUCUCUUUUAAUAUAUGGCUCUGCCUGAGGCAAGGGACACUGAAAGAAGGAGACAAACACAACCAAGUCUCUCUCUCCCCCGCACCCCCCUUUUUUUUUUCCUGUCCUUCGUCUCGGCGUGUUCCUCAGUGUGGAUCUAUAUUGCCAGCUCGCUUGCUUCCUAACUAUUCUAUCGAUAGAUCUCUUCAGCCUCAGAAACUGUCUUGAAUUGGCAGGUUUGUGAGUCUGGUAUCUGACAGAUGGAUGCUCUGCCUCGUGCAUGACAACCGAGUCUGUGCUGGAUUCCUGUCAGGGGGACUCUGGAUGGGAUGUCGGCCGUUGCAAUGACCGAUCCAGGUGCAUACACGUUGUACCAGAAGUGAAACUGGCCUAAACACUCAAGAUUCGAGGUUGGAGAUCAUCCAAUGUCGCAGAGCCUAACAAGGUUACCAACGGCUUGUGAUCUGUCUUCAUGGUAAAUAACAGUCCCUUCAAAAAAAUUCACGAUCUUGGCCAUGGCCUUGUUUUGUGCAUCUCCCCAGUACCACAAACUACUCUUGGCUAAUGAUGACCUAAGUGGCCUAUGUCACUUCCGACAAGUUGGGUAUGGAACGAACGCAUAAGAUGGUUCACCGUCCUCAGUACCUGUCUAACUGCUGACACAUAUGUUGGGAGGUUUUGUAUAUCCCAAACUGUUUCAGGAUCUGGAGACACACAUGAUGCACUUUUCCUGGUUGAGUAUAAAUCCAGCACAGCUGAGUCGGCGCCAGUCUCUCUCUAGCGUAGAUAGUGUUCAUCUUUACUGGUCGCAAACAGCAAAAUGUCGCCUGCAAGGAUGCGCGACAUUUCACGCUGAACCGUGGACUGUAGAGACUCAAAUGGCAUCCUUUGAUACCAAAAUCUCCCAAACGGGGUUAGAAACAUAGUGAGCUCUUGGCUUUUGUCAUCCAGUUGUCUCUGGUGGAAUCCAGCUUAGAAAAAUUAGAAAAUUAGACAUUGGAAAAUUUAGAAAUUUUUCUAAGCAUCUAGCUUAGAAAAAUAUUUGGCCUCAUCACGCAUACCCAGGAUUACUGCUACACUAGGCAUAACGUGUCUUUCACACAAAACACGCACUCGAACUAUUCCUGUGCACCGUGCUGUAGGCGUAUAGACUGGAUGAUGUCCAGUGCACGUUCUUUUACUUUCCCUCAAAGAGCUAUUGGAACCCACCUUGCAGAUGGUAUGCUGCAGGGAACGGCAUCAAGUAUGAGCGUGAUUGUGAAAGUCUCACUUGUUCCGCCCGAUCCUUGUUUGAGUGUUGUCGAUCCUCCUGGCGAUGGCUUUGCCAUUUCUAAAAAAAAAAAAAAAUCAGAUUUCUAGCUUUUCCACAGCUGGCAAACCAAGCAGUAGUGUUGACAGCGAGUUGACCCCACAUUUACACUCCAUUACGGUCCCGCUGUCCCAUCCAGUGGUACUGACAAACCUUUCCUCGACAGAAAGUCGAUUUGAGUCGGGGGCCCGGUAACACAUCACAGAUAAUAUCUAUCGCGGCCCUCAGCCGGCUGCGUGGGAACGCCAUUGAAAUUAAGUGGUAGGGACUGCCGUCAUCUCGGCACCCGUGCUGACCUGGGAUUUGAGUGCUUUGCGAUUACGCGACACAUUGUUGCGUACUCUAAGGGUAGAGACACUGUGGAGAGCAAACUCUGGUGGUCCGACGUGCACGACGUUGACUUUUGAUGAGCUCGCUGAUCUUCAUUUUAUGAUCAUCUUGCGUGGACACGUUGAGUUUGCGACGCACUAGGCUGAAUUGCCGCUCCAUUUUGCAAAAGUUGCUGAAAGCAUUUAUUGCAGGGCAAUCUUUCCUUGAAUUGGUUUUUCUCUUUUAGUUUUUUUGUUUGUUUAUUUUUUAUUUUUUUAUUUUCCACUGAAUUGACAGCUCUUGUGAUUGCUGUUGCUUUUGCUCUGUGAUUGUGCUGCUUUUCCUUCAUUUCCUUGUCAUUUAUCGUGGAUAGGGCAGCUUCUAUCUCGAGAGACGUACAUGCAGCAUUGUUUCGGUCUCCUGUUGGCCGUGUACGUUCUCCUUGACUUUGGCUCUUUUUUUUACAAAAUCUGUCCACACUAACAUCGGUCAUUGACUGGAGAGUGUCUUACCGAGUAUACCCAUGACGAAGCGGCCUCGGAUGAGACAAUCGCUCAAGGCACCAUAGUUGCAACUUUCCGGGUUGGCGUACAGUAGAGCAUUGCACGGGCCAUAUUUUUAGGCCCAGAUUUGGCCCGAGCCCACCGUUCCCUCGAUUUACCCGCUCAGCGCGACCGCUGCAUACCUAGCCCAGGCCCUGCCUGACCUACCGCAUGAGGCUGUAAAAUGUGACCGUGGCUAACUAAGAGAGGGAUAUAAUAUCCUCGACUCUGACCUAGGCCCAGCAAUGUACGAGCCCGAGCCCGAGCCCGAGCCCAUAAUGGUCAAACCAAGCCCACAAAAGAAAGGUUUACCCCGGGUAGGCCCGAGCCCGUGCAGUGCUUUAACAUACAGUACUUCAGUGCUGUCAGGUGCUCAUCGAUAAUUUCGCCCGGUUGUUGAUAACGUUGGUUAUAUCUGCCAAUUUCGAAGGUUUCGUCACGAGCCAGAACAAAAUGUUCCGUAAACUGUUUUGUCACCUCGUCGAACUUGAUCGUUGAGUCCGACAGCUUGAAGGUUGCAAAAAUUUUGGCUUUACGUAUUUAUUUAUUUAAUUCGCUUCUGUUCCACCCAAAUAUCUACUCCUGCACAUCAUGUCGGCAGAUGCCGCCCAGUUCUGUGUUAUUUUGAAUUAUACAAACUGAAUCCCCCCCCCUCAAUUUUGCAAAACACUAGGAUCCAUGCAUAAUGCAUGUUGAUGGAAAUAUCAUGUCUGCAUCCCUGUGUGUGUGUUGUGACAGGGAGGAGUGGACACUAUGCUACACAUAUUGCAUUUUUUUCAUCUAUUGUAGUAGAUACUAUACAGUUGAUAUUUUUAUAAGGUUUACGAGUGAAAUAUUUUGAUAUGCAAUAAAAUUAAUCCAUCCUGUA
Messenger RNA from Ornithodoros turicata, 6947 nucleotides. Its product is annotated as polyprenol reductase-like. NCBI's taxonomy places the organism in Eukaryota, Metazoa, Arthropoda, Arachnida, Ixodida, Argasidae. Gene Ontology annotation, biological process: dolichol-linked oligosaccharide biosynthetic process; polyprenol catabolic process. Gene Ontology annotation, cellular component: endoplasmic reticulum. Gene Ontology annotation, molecular function: 3-oxo-5-alpha-steroid 4-dehydrogenase activity. The transcript is spliced from 5 exons. The record is from RefSeq and is a predicted model, not a curated record. Bases 133 to 1053 code for a protein of 306 amino acids.